AUGGAGCUCCCUCUGUGUCCUGGAGACGAAGGCUUUUGGCACGACGGACGCGUUUCCGCCUGUGUUUCCCGUGACGUGCUGGGCUCCCUCGUGCCUUCAGCAGCCGCUGCCGUUUCGCUCACGGUCUUGAGCAUCUGGCUCGCCGUCAUCUGGAGGCGCUCUUAUCCGGAAUCACGACACGAUACCCACAAUUACGGGCUCGACAUCCAACUUCCCGCUACCGAUGGCAACGUCACCACACACGAGCCGGACGAGGAGGAAGAGGAAGAGUACCUGAUCAGCUGGCUCUUCACGGGAGAAGACUCUCCGCGGGCCAGCAGCCGCUGCAACUCGCAGACAGACUACGAAAGCCAGAGCGAAGCGGUACUUAACGACGCGGUUGGCGGCUCGCGUUCUGUCAACAACGCCGCGUACGAGCUGCCCCAGACAGUUACCACCCUAUCCCCAGCGGCGUCUAUCAUCGAGGCAAUUGUCAUACUCGCGAGUACCCUGGCGCACGUCGUUCUCUUCGUUCUGUUUCCCUCCCUGUCUCGAGAAAACACCUUCACGCUGCCCCUCGCCCAAAUCCUCACAGCCAUCUACAUGCUUGCGCUUCUGGCCAGCCGCGUUUGGAGUAACACCGUACGCAUCCGGUCUGCCCUCCAGACACACUCUUUUAUCCUGUAUUCAAUACAGUGGGUGUGCUCGCUGGUAUCGGCGCACUCUUCUCUGCUGCAAGAUGAUGCUAGGCUUCGGGCCGUUCUGGCACUACUCUUUCUCGCCACCUUCACCAUCCUGGUGGCCCUUCAUGCGACAGCACCGAGGCAGUUGACAGAGAACUCGGAUGAGACAACAAACGGAAUUUUGGAGCCAGCUCCGGAGGAUACUUCGAGCCUCAUCUCGCUCCUGACCCUCUCAUGGGUGACCAGCUACGUGGCCAAAGGCCGUCGAUCCUCACCUGAGCAGCCCGACCUCGACCGCCUUGGUCUUGACCAGAGAAUGUCACUAUUGGCCGCCGCGUUCACUCAAACAGCAAGCCCGUCUGCUGGUCUUGUGAAGCGACUUGUCCUGUUUCUCAAGCGCGACAUCCUUGUCCAAGGCUUUUGGGCUGUCUCCAUGAGCAUCCUGCUCUUUGCCCCCGUUGGGUUUCUACGGUCGAUUCUCGCGUAUCUCGACAAGCCAGAACACAUCCACAACAGCACCAUCUGGGCUUUGGCCUUGGCCAUCUUCAUAUCCAAGCUACUUACUGGGCUUGCUGCCACCCAGUGCGACUGGGCAGGUGCUAGGCUCGGGGCCCGGCUCAAGGGAGUGCUACUCAGUGAAGUCAUGGCCAAGUCACUUCGACGAAGCUCCCCACGGCCACUUCCCAAAACCAGGGGAACUACCCGUGAGCAGAAAAGAGCUGAUUCCGCCUACGUCAAGUCUUUCCUUGACCUCGUCAAGGUGGACGCAGACGUGGUGAGCACGCUAGGCUGCCACGUGCACGUCUUGUGGCUCAGCGCCCCAGUGCAAGUCUUUGCCGCCAGUUAUGCGUUGUUCAACAUCGUCGGCAUCAGUGGCCUCGCUGGCGUGGCUUGCUCGUUCAUCAUGAUUCCAUUUUACCCCCAUUUGUUGGAGAAGCAGACUGCAGCCGAGCAGCGGAAUUCGCACAUUGGGGGGGUAAGAUCGACUACGAUGGCAGAGUUUGUAUCUGGAAUUCGCAUCAUCAAGUACUACGCGUGGGAGGCGUCUUUCCAGAGUCGUGUUUCGUCACUGCGCGAGGCAGAGGUCGCAAACCUUCGAGUGCGAAUGUUUUGGUGGUCCCUUUCUAUGACGGCUGGGUACUCGGUGCCGCUUGUCGCAACGACCGUCACUUUGUUCCUGCAUUGCUUUGUGGCCAAGCAGAGACUUACAGCCGCAAGCUUUUUCUCAACCCUGACGGCUUUGGCCACUCUGCGAGCACCAUUGGAUCGCCUCUCAGACAUUGCUGGGUUUGUGCCAUCAGCCAAGGCGUCCAUGCUCAGGAUCACGGAAUACCUCAUGGAGCCCGACGUCCUCGAGUCACCGUCGCCACGGCGUUUUGACACCAUUGGGUUUCAAGGGGCAUCGUUCAAAUGGACUGGUUCAGGCACUCAGUUACCUCAGGAGACUGACUCACUGUUGAUGUCACCGCGCCCAGAAUUCAGGCUCACUGACGUGAACAUUUCUUUCGCCAUCGGCAAGUUCAACGCAAUCGUGGGCCACCGAGGAGCAGGAAAGUCGUCGCUGCUGCUGGCGCUCAUGGGAGAGAUGGAACGUGUCGCUGGCCGUGUUUGUCUCACGGUCGACAAGGAAAGCACACGAUCUCUUGCGGCUCGUUACCCGUUUUGCCCCUCGGACUCAGUCGCCUACUGCGCUCAGACGCCGUGGAUUCAGAAUGACACGCUUCGAGCCAACAUCACCUUUGGGCUUUCGUUUGAUUCAUGGCGUUACAAGUCUGUGCUUGAGGCUGUCGCCUUGAUGCAUGACCUGCCGCAUCUGCAGAAUGGCGAUCUCACCAUCGCGGGCGAAAACGGGUGCUGGCUGUCGGUCAGCCAGAGACACCGCUUAGCACUCGCCCGAGCUCUCUAUAGCACUGCGAAAGUGAUCCUCAUCGACGACCUCCUCACCACGCUCGACAACUCCACGGCUAAGCAUGUUUUGCUCAAGGCCAUCAAAGGCCCUCUGAUGUAUAACCGGACAUGCAUCAUGGCAACUUGCCAAGCUCGGAUGGCCGUGCCAUUCUGCGACUUUGCCGUUCGUCUUGACCAUGGAAAGGUUUCGGCUCAGGGAACACCGCAAGAGCUUGUCGCCGCAGGAGCCGUGUCCCGCAACCUUCUCACGGACGUGACGGAGAUCUUUGCCAGCGUGGCGCCGCUGCCGGAUAUCCCGUACGAGAGUACUUUUCUGUCCAAAAACCUUUCGAGAGUGCCGACCGAUAAGCCCAAAGACGCAGCUGUCACCCCGUACGAAGUGGACAAGUUGACCGGCACCCCCAGCUGGGCGGCCCUAGUAUUUUACAUCCGGGCGAUGGGGCCGCUAUAUUGCCUGCUGGCUGCCAUUUGUGCAUUCGCGACUCAGCAGGCGCUCAUGUUGGUGUUGAACCUCUGGGCGACGGCAUGGGUCGCGUCGGACUACGUUCCGGUUGUUGCUCGACCUGGAUUCCACGUUGGGGUCUACGCCGCCAUUGUUGCUGUUUACAUUCUCGUGUGUCGGCUCAGCGACAUGGCAGCAUAUAGUCGGGUCCUGGCGGCAUCUUGGUCGAUUCAUGAGCGUCUGAUCUCCCGCAUCUUCCAUGCAAAAUUUGGUUUUUUUGAAGAAACACCUACUGCAGAUAUAGCGAAGCGAUUCACCGGCGACGUGGACACAAUGGAUGGGGACCUGGCACCUUCAAUCGUCAGCGCCCUUCACCUCUCUUCGAACCUCGUCAUGAGCCUGGGAGUCAUUUCGGCAAGUGCCAUGUACACCAACGUGUCUCGACAAUUGAGACGAGUCGCGGCCGUCAAGAAGCUGCCAUUGGAACAGCGUCUCAGAGAGAUGUUGAGAGGAAACGUGACGAUCCGAGCUUACGGCCGGCAGGCUGAGUUCACAGAGCAAUGCCAUCGCUUGGCAGAUCAGCUCUCGCGGCCCAAUGUGUUGCUGGCGGCAAGUCGAGAAUGGAUCACGCUCCGCGUCGCGUUUCUCGGCGCCUUCAUGUCCUUCUCGGCAACUGCGCUCGUUGUCUGGUACAAGGACGCCAUUAGCAGCGGGCUCGCGGGUCUCGUACUUGCAUAUGCCUUAACGUCCACAGAAAGUUUGGUCGUGUUGGCGCAAGUCUGCUCACAGGGCCAUCAAGCUUUAAACUCGGUCGAACGCAUCAAAGAGUACAUGGAGACGGAGCAGGAGUGCUUGGAUCCGACUCGAGAGCGCCCUGCGCCGAGCUACAGCUGGCCCCGCGGAGGACACAUUCGAUUUCGCAGUUUCGCAACAAAACACAACUCUACCCUCUCCCCGACGAUGCGCGACUUUGACCUGCAAGUCGAUGCGAACCGUCGCCUUGGCAUUGUGGGCGACAUCGGUGGCAAAGAAUCGUCGCUUGGCCUGGCUCUCAUUCGCGUGCUAUUGCCGUCUCAUGGUCGAAUUGAGCUCGAUGGUGUCGACAUUGCAUCUCUCAGGCUCGACGUCCUCCGCCAGUUCGUGACAGUCGUGCCGCGGGAGCCCACCUUAUUCAGUGGCAGUCUACGCGAGAACCUCGAUCCGGACAUGGUUCAAGACGAGGACCGACUUUACGAGCUACUAGAGAGCCUCCACGUGCCGCAACUGCUGCCCGGCCUCGAUCUCGACGACUACCUCCCCGAGGGACUUUCGCGAGCCCAAAAGCAGAUCAUCUGCAUCGCCCGCGCCAUGCUCCGCCAGUCCCUCGUUCUGGUCCUGGACGAGGCCACCUCUAUGUUCGACAGUGCCACCGACCAGAGGGUACAGGUCGCACUCCGCGACGGCAUCGCCGCCGGCACUACCGUCAUCGCCAUCUCGCAACGCCUCACAACCGUCGCCGACUACGACCGAAUCAUUGUCAUGACGUCUUCAGGAGGCAUAGCCGAGGACGGACCACCGAUGAAGUUGCUGGACAGAUACGAUGAGCGAAGCGAUGAUGACGCCGUGUUCAGGACCAUGUGCAAGCGAGCGGGCAAGUUGCGGCUCAUGGAGCAUUUGGCAGGCCUGAGGAGGUAG
Molecule: messenger RNA, 4686 nt
Organism: Purpureocillium lilacinum
Lineage: Eukaryota; Fungi; Ascomycota; Sordariomycetes; Hypocreales; Ophiocordycipitaceae
Biological process (GO): transmembrane transport
Cellular component (GO): fungal-type vacuole membrane
Molecular function (GO): ATP hydrolysis activity; ATP binding; ABC-type transporter activity
Source: RefSeq, a predicted model, not a curated record